AAGUAGGAUUUGGCAACGCCUAUUUGGUCAUCUAAGUGAACAUUCAGUAAAACGUAAAAAUGGCUUCCAUGGCUGCGCAACUGCUCGAUGAGUUAAUGGGAAGGAAUCGAAAUGCCCUUCCAACAGAUCGAACGAAAGAAUUAUCUUAUAAUGACGCUGAGGUUUGUAGGUACUACAUGGUUCGGUUUUGUCCACACGAUUUGUUCCAUAACACGAAAGCAGAUUUAGGCCCAUGCCCCAACCUUCACGAUGAAGCUGUGCGACAGAAAUACUUGAACGAGGCACCAUCAUAUACAAAGACAAAGUUUGAAGAUGAGUUUCUCAAAUACUGUCGAUCUAUGCUGAAUGAAGUUGAGCGUAAAAUCCAAAAGGGUGAACAAAGACUUGCCCAAUCACAGCUAGCAAAACAAGAAGCUGGUGCUAAUCCUAAAACUAAAGCUGAAGAACAAAUUGCUUUGUUAACUGAUAAGAUAAGUCACCUGGUUAAAGAAGCUGAACGUCUAGGUUUUGAAGGAAACAUUGAACAAGCACAAGGCUUAUUAAAACUUAGUGACCAAUUUAAAAGUGAACGAGAAGCUCUAAAGAAAGGAGAAGGCCUCUCGUUUGCAACUGAAUUGAUGUUAGAAAAGCAAAUGGAAGUCUGCAAAGUAUGUGGAGCUUUUCUAAUUGUUGGUGAUGCUCCAGCUCGCCUUGAUGAUCACAUGCAAGGAAAACAGCAUGUGGGUUACCAAAAAUUGCGAUCGGCAGUAGAUGAAAUCACGGAGAUCGGAAGAGCUCUUAAUGGAUUUUUGAUGCUCGCCCUCCUCUCAUCCCACACACUGUGCGUAUGUGUGUGUGUGUGUGUCUUUCUAUUUGUGACUAUGGUUGUGUGUGUUUUUGUCAACGUCCAAAUGGUCAUAUCCGCUUUCUAAGUCUCUUCCAUCUCAAACAAAAAGAAGGAAGAAAAGGCCCCAUAUAUUAUUAUAAGUUGCUUAAAACGUGCAAACACGAAGCCCAAGUCGCUAGGCAGUCACAAAACAUAGACACACAAACAACCCGAAUGUCGGUUCUAAUCUUAUCGUCAGGGCGACCUCAUCCGCGCCGCAGUAAACGAACAACAACCAAACAAACCACCCAAUGCUAACCCCGAAAAAGAACGGAUGGCGAACGAUGCACUAAUAAAAUUGAAUGAAAAUAAUUAUCCCAGAUUAUAUCUAUUCUCGCAUGCUGAUCCUCCAGUUGUUGUUUCUUUUUUUUUUUCUAUCUUGAAACGUGCCCACAUUUUUUUUUUGUUUUUACAGUUAGAUGAGUUUGAGAUGGUUUUUUUUGUUUUGUUUUGUUGGGAAGACGUCGGUUAGAAAUGGACCCUUUAUUUGCUUUUACGAAAACCACCUACCUUGUUGCUGUGGUUUCGCCCCCCCUUUUUCCCCCUUUGUGUUCUUGGAACAGAAAACAAUUAAAGAACAAUAGUCUUGCAUGGGGGCAAAAAGAAGAGGACUCUAAAAAGUCAAGUGGGCUAUCUCUUUUUUAAAAAUCGAUCCCAAGUGGGAUAUAGCUGAGUAAUAUGGUAGCCGUACUUGAAGAAAUGCUGUCUUCUGCACAUUUUUGUGUGUGUCUUUCUAGUGGGCCCUUGACCUACACGUAGACCAGAAACCGAAGGGAAUAAAUUUGUUUCCACUUUAAUCGUCAUAACUUUCCAGCGAAAAAGAAAAAAAAAUCUGACCUCAUCGUCUGCGAUUGUUUGACGAUUUCUCGUCGUUUAAUAUUCUUUUGCAAAAUAAAAGGGGGGGGGGAUUCUGCUUAUGGAAUUCAUCAGCGUGUUUACCAUAUCUACCCCCAGAGCUACCACAACGGUGCGGUCUCUUUCGUCAUACAGAGGAUUUUCCUCCGCCUUCUCACCUGGCCAUCUCGCAAUAGUGAAAUUUAUUAUUCCCCAUCUUCUUGCGAGAUGCGAACAAGGCCUUACAUACCAAUCCUUCCCUUUCAAUUUUGUGCGUGUGUGUGUGUGCUUUGACAGCGUCUUUGAGAAGGAGAGAAUGAAUACCCUGGUUCUAACUAUCCAUUCGUUUCCCAUCCCGACUGACUGUUUCUUUUUGAUUUUUGAUUGUAAAUUCCGCUUUGCGUUUGAUCGUUAUUCAAAGUGAAGUGUUAUUCUUGUCCCUCCAGUGCAUUCUUGACAAAUGAAGCGAAGCGAACGGACGAACCGGAGAGUCACACUAUUUGCGCCUCUCCACCCGGUUUCUAAUUCUGUCAAACCGCAGACGACGCCACAUCUAUUUUCUCUCGCCUAACUGUUGGCUUCCUCCUCAUUUUCUCAAUUCGUUUUUUCUUUCUUUUCUAAAUGUCAUUCUGGAAGGGGGAAAAAAUCGACUAGCAAAAAGAUCGAAGAGAAAGAAAAAAUGUCGGUUUUUUUUUUGGCAUCCGAAUUAGCCUUGAUUAAGACGGACGAAGAAAAAAAGAAAAAAGGUCGUACAAUGACAGGAGAGAGAGUCGGAAUCCAUGAAAAUGUAGUCACAUUUGGACUCAUUUCAUUAAUUGGGACGGCGACGACAAACUACAUAUUCAGCGACUGGAACAAACAAACAACUUUUUGCCCAUUGGGGUCGGCAGUUUUUGUAUUAUCACGCGUCUUGGAUCAGAAAGCUCUCAUAUUUUCUCUCUCCUUGCAUAGCAGCAACAGCUUUGCCCUCCUCCCCUAUGUUUUGCCUCUUCUUUGAACGUUGCUCCGAGCAGAUUUAAAAAGAAGGAGAAAAGAAGAAGAAGAAGAAGAAAAUGGAAAGGAUUGCAUCACUGCGUGAGCAGAAUAAUAUCAAGCAACCCGAACUUGGUCCUCGGCUAUACCCCUGCGACCGACCCUUGGGCGGUUGGGAAGUCAGGUCCCUGGGAAAACCGGUCCGCACGCAACUGCUCUCCUGUGCGCUGCUUCUUUUGUCUUGCACACAUGCACAAAACAGGAACCACAUAGAGAACGUCGUCUUCCGUCGUCGUUGUUAUUGUUUGUGCAUAUAAAUGCCUUUUUUUUUUUUUUUCUUUUCUUCGUAAUGUGGCCCCCCCACAUGCCGAUCUAUGGCCGACUUGAAUAACGAGCGAAUCAAAAACUUGCGGCUCAGGUUAAGAUUUUUGUUUGUUUUUGUUUAAGGAUAGGCGGGAGGAGGGAACUGAUGGAAAAAAAAAAUUUAAGGAGACAUUUGUGUGUGCCGAGACGACAUUAGAGAGCCUCUUGAAAAGAGAGCAGCGUGAUUCACGAGCCGUCUAUAAAAAUAAUUUUUAAAAACGUCGCAUUUGCGGAUGCCCAGUCACGUUUUUUUGUUAUUCUCUUUUUCUUUCUAUAUUAUCAUCAUCAUUCCUGUUUUUUUAAUGUUUGGCUCGCUUUGCCACAGUUCACAAUUUUCAUCUCCCUUUCAUGACCACAGCGAAGCACAGGACCGUGACGUCAUGAAGAUAGCGACACGAUGCCCAGUGCAACGCCCACACGGCCCUGCGCCAAGUGAAAAAAAAAAAGGUCUCCGCCCUUUUUUUUUAUUUGUUGGCUUUUUCCCCUUGUCCCUUUAGGGGAGAGUAGCUAGUUUUAUUUUUCUAACCUCUACACUGGUAUCAGCUGACUGGGCUAUAGAUGUUUGGUUGGGAGUCAGUCAGUCAGCAGAGCUAAGGGUGUGAGGUGUGUGCGCUCUCGCGCUCUCUCUCCUCGCUCCUUUGCGUAUUUCAACAACACACAAACAAAAAACCGUUACACGGUGGGGACAACAAAAAAGAAGUGUGUGUGUGUGUGUGUGCCUUUUGAGUCAGUUGAAGUGCGUGUGUUUUGUUGGUUAUCGCCUCCGUUUCUGUUUUGCUGUCGUGUUGGUUGUGUGUGUGUAUGUCGAUUAGCUUCGCCAUGACGAUGACAUCACCAGUGGAGGCGGCCGCCAAAAUGGGUUGGUUUGGUUCAUUACGACGGAAUCGAAACAAAAGUCUCUGCUCGACUCCGGACAAGUUGAGUCCAACAAAAAAUGGUGCUACUAU
This is a messenger RNA of Daphnia magna, 3981 nucleotides long. Its product is annotated as luc7-like protein 3. The transcript has 5 exons. Gene Ontology annotation, molecular function: mRNA binding. Bases 60 to 911 code for a protein of 283 amino acids. Lineage: Eukaryota; Metazoa; Arthropoda; Branchiopoda; Diplostraca; Daphniidae. The record is from RefSeq and is a predicted model, not a curated record. Gene Ontology annotation, biological process: mRNA splice site recognition. Gene Ontology annotation, cellular component: U1 snRNP; U2-type prespliceosome.